GAAAGAGAAAGGGCACUUAGAAGCCCAGAUAGCCUGAAAGAAGAGUUCCAGGAUUUAAAACCAAACCAAGAGUAAAGUAUUUUUCUGUCUUUUCUUUCCCGCAGAGGAGAUCCAGACCUGUCAUUUGAUUGACAGCCCUGCCAUAAACAGGUUCUUUCCCAGAAGUUGUACAAAGGCGCUCACCGUUGCCGAUUCUGAUUCUUCCCUUAGAAGUCAAGUGAUUUCCCUGGUAAUGGAUUGCCUCUCUCUGAGUAACUACAAUUGCUCGGGCCCUGGAGGAUCCAAGACGGUGACUUCUCUUAGCAUGCCUCAGCAGCAGAUGAAGUUUUUCACUGAUACCUCAUAGAAGCAUUUCAAUCAGAUGCUUUUGAUUUCCACCCUGCGGACACUCUCCAGAUCUAGCUUCUAAGCCCUGCUAGGACUGGGACACAGCAAAGGUCAACAUGACUGACGAGCCUGUGAAGGAGAGUCUGGGAGCCCCCAAGACUCCCAUGCCAGUGACAACGGAGAAAAGCCCCAAGAGUGAGGUGGUGAUCAACACGACCCCGCUGGUCACUGAGGUCCAGCUGCUGGCUGCCACGGGGGGUGCCGAGCUCUCCUGCUAUCGAUGCAUCAUUCCCUUCGCCCUGGUGGUCUUCAUCGCCGGGGUCGUGGUCACCGGCGUGGCUUACAGCUUCAACUCCCACGGCUCCAUCAUCUCCAUCUUCGGCCUGGUCCUCCUGUCAUCUGGACUUUUUUUAUUAGCCUCCAGUGCCUUGUGUUGGAAGGUGAGACAGAGAAGCAAAAAAGCAAAGAGACGGGAGAGCCAGACGGCACUCGUGGCCAAUCAGAGAAGCUUGUUCGCUUGAGACUGAAUGAGACCAAAUGGUGGUCAUGUGACCCCAAACCUCCGCUCUAACUUGGUCAGCGGAUUCAUCCAGAAACAGUGUGGGACGGCAUGGGCUUGGCUUGGGAGCAGACUAGAAAAAAUGCGGAGCUGGGGAUGAAGGAGGGGGUAAGGGGAUUCCUCCUGUGUGAGGAAUAGCCUGUCUUCUUAGUGACUGUCUUCUUUAAUGACAACCUUAAUCCUAAGGGCUAUUUCUAAGACAGAAGAAUCAGUGCUCUCUCUCUGUCUCUCUCUCUCUCUCUCUCUCUCUCUCUCUCUCUCUCUCUCUCUCUCUGUCAAACCUUUCCCGGGUCGUGGGAGAUGCACAGCAUUAGAUAACAUUUGGUUCAUCUUGGAAAGCAACCAAAAAUGAUGAGAAAAUAACAAGGUCCUAGCGCAUCAGACACCUGCCUCCAAAACAAACACCCUGCACUCCCUAAGAAUUGUAUUAUAAACAUGUUCUGCUCAAGGUCUGCAUUGCCUUGGACUUCACCUACAUCUAUGAAACGCAGUCAUAUUUUUUUUCCCAGUAAGUUGAUCCUCUGGCAUCCGUUUUUAUCUUUCAUUUUCAGUAACUCAUCACUGGUGGUACUUUACCUUGAAAAAUAAACUAAUAGUUUUUUUAUAUUUUAACAUUGGACACUUUUAGGUGAUUGUAAAGAUGUCUCAGAAGUGAACAUAAAAGGUAUAGCUAAUAGAUGACAUGGGGGGGUUAAAUUAAUAUUAAAAUAAUCCAAUAGAGCACUUUUGAUGAUUUUUUAUAUAAAAGUUUAAUGUAUAUUUCAUUUGAAAUAAUAAAUACUCAUUGCUGCUUAAACAUC
Messenger RNA from Sciurus carolinensis (gray squirrel), 1686 nucleotides. RefSeq names its product transmembrane protein 100 (gene Tmem100). The record is from RefSeq and is a predicted model, not a curated record. The transcript is spliced from 3 exons. NCBI's taxonomy places the organism in Eukaryota, Metazoa, Chordata, Mammalia, Rodentia, Sciuridae. Gene Ontology annotation, biological process: cellular response to BMP stimulus. Bases 444 to 848 code for a protein of 134 amino acids.